Messenger RNA from Leptidea sinapis, 2526 nucleotides. Its product is annotated as methyltransferase-like 26. NCBI's taxonomy places the organism in Eukaryota, Metazoa, Arthropoda, Insecta, Lepidoptera, Pieridae. The transcript is spliced from 2 exons. The coding region runs from base 464 to 1153 and encodes 229 amino acids. The record is from RefSeq and is a predicted model, not a curated record.
UUUUAGUAUUUUCAAGUCAUUGUUAAUAAUUUACAGUUUUUAUUGAAACUGAACUAGAACUCGUUCAAAAUUUUUUUAGUCCAAUAAAUCGAUAUCAGCGAUACUCCGAAUAAUCGAUCUCAGAUCGACAUCGCUAUUUAAAUAGACACUUGAAAGCUCAAAAUAAGUGUCGAUUUAUUUUGAGCUUUCAAGUGUCUAUUUCAGCUUUCAUGUUUCAGAUUUCAGCUUUGUGUAUAAACUAUAAAGUUGUUUUUGUUCAGUUUGAAGUUGACUGUUGAGAAAUGAGUUGAUUUUGAUUUGAUUCGUGAGACUGCCUAGACUAAUCAAUUAUCAAUAAAAUCAUGUAAAAGAUUGAAUUAUUGUGAAGUAUUUACCUCAAUUUAUACAAUAUAUUACAAUUUUAAAAAUUUUUCAUCCACGCCCAUCGUUUUUCCUGUUUCGGUUGACAAACCGUAUAAAGGAAAUGACUGAAAAGAAAGACUUUUCUGCCAAUUUUCGAAGUAUUGAUGGGUAUGAUGGAGAAAAGUUGGUCUAUCCAGCAGCUUCAAGAAAUAAAGGACCAAUAUUACAAGUACUAAAAAGGCUUAUUUUAAAUGACGAAGACACAAGCACAAAAGAUGAAAAGACAUUAUUUCUUGAAAUAGCUUCUGGUUCUGGUCAGCAUUUAGCACAUUUUGCACCAAAUUUUCCAAAUGUCAUAUUCCAGCCAUCUGAUGUAGAUGAAACUGUAUUAGGAAGUAUUUUAUUUUAUGCUGAUAAUUGUCCUACAAAGAAUAUCUUGCUGCCAAAAGUCAUAGAUAUAAGAAAUGAUUUAUCAGAUUAUGGAUUUACAGAAAAUUCAAUUGAUUACUUAUAUGUUUGUAACAUGAUUCAUAUAAGUCCGUUUGAAUGUACAAUAAGUUUAUUCAAAAAUGCUGGUAAACAUUUAAAGCCGGAAGCUCUAAUGAUUAUAUAUGGACCUAUUAGUAGGGAUGGUGUUAUCACUCCUCAAAGUAAUAUAGACUUUGAUGAAAAACUUAGAGCAAGAGAUCCUUCAUGGGGUAUUCGUGAUAUUGGUGAACUGGUAAAACUUGGAGAAAAUAAUAAUUUGCAUCUCAUUGAUACUGUAGAAAUGCCUGCAAAUAAUUUCACAUUAAUAUGGAGAAAAGUAUAGUUAGUAUUUUAAGUAUUAGUAAUUUUAUUAAUAUUGUAAACUAAGUUAUUAUUUAACCAAUUUAUGUAUUUAAGCAAAUAAAAGCCUCUACUAUCAGCUAAUAGGUAACAGCUUUUACCAAAAUUAUUUAUUUAAUUUAUAAAUUUUUACCUUUCUAUAAAACACUUCUAUGAUCUGUCAAGUUUGAAUUUAUAAUGAAUACUUAUCUGAAUUACAUUGGUAAAGUUAAAAUUAUAUGAAAUCAUUAUUAAUGGUCUAAUUUAAGUUGUUUGCUAGUUUUAAUUAUUUCAAGAAACUGGAGUAAAUACAUGUAGGUAUCAGAAAACUCUUGGGAAUGUUAUGGGAUGGGGUAAAAUGAUAUGUCUGGUUUAACACCAAGAAGUCUCAGAUUUGAGCUCUAACCAUUUAGUAAACCUUCUUUAUCAUCAUAUUAGAUAAUAUGAUGAUAAAGUGAAGAUUCACUCUUAUUGGUACCCCACUUAGUAUGGAAAUUAUUAAGUGAUUGUUGAAUGUUGUUAUAUUGAAGGCAAAGCAAAUUGGCUCCGAAGAAACUGGAGAUCAUCAAAUACGGCCGCAUAAUUGUGGAGUUUUGUUCUAAAUACAUCUUAUCUCUGUACUUAUACAACCCAAAUUCGGGUCUCCAUUUGCCCACAAGUGUAAGAGUCAUUUUAUUUUUUCAACAUGCUCGUGUGGUGUCGCACCAGAACUAUUAACAACAAAAGUCAACACGUUACAAUGAAAACUUCAGAAACAAAGUAGUGAUAGCACGAAAAUAUCACGACAUGUCCCUAACGGUACCUAAUGAAACUGCAACCGUGCUGAUGCAACAGGACGAGCGCGAAAAGGUGAACGGAAAACGGGAUGGGGAUUCACGGAUACUGUAUGUCAACGCCGAGUAUGUCUUUUCUCCUGCACGUACAUAAACAUUAUAAUUUAUACAGUAAAAUAAGCGAAAAACAUAAUUUUAACACUAGAAAUAACUACAAGCUUAUAGUGCCCCUACUAGGCUCUGUAAAAUAAACAAUUCUUUUGCAUGCGAUAGUAUUAAAUUUUACAAUAAAUUACCAUAAAGUGUAUAUGAAUUAUCAAUAAAUAAAUUUAAAUCUUUUAUUAAACGCAGACUUAUGUCGAAGGCUUAUUACAGUAUUGAAGAUUACGUAAACGAUAUUACAAUAUGGAAUUAAAUAGUAUUAUAGUUGUUUUUUAUGGAUUAUAUGGUUCAGCCUUGUGUUGUUUCACUGGUUUGCACUGUUUUGAAAAUAUGUUUAAACUUUUAUGUAAUUAAUAUGAAUGUAUCUGAAUUGUAUUUUUUGUGAUUGACGUUGGCGAGCAGUCUUUUGAUUUUAUUUCAAUAAAAAUAUAUUUUGACUUUA